This is a messenger RNA of Fragaria vesca subsp. vesca, 2313 nucleotides long. RefSeq lists its product as uncharacterized. Gene Ontology annotation, biological process: exocytosis; Golgi to plasma membrane transport; intracellular protein localization. The coding region runs from base 1 to 2313 and encodes 770 amino acids. The transcript is spliced from 6 exons. The record is from RefSeq and is a predicted model, not a curated record. Gene Ontology annotation, cellular component: exocyst. NCBI's taxonomy places the organism in Eukaryota, Viridiplantae, Streptophyta, Magnoliopsida, Rosales, Rosaceae.
AUGGAGCCGAAGAUUGAACAUAUGGGUCUAGGAAACUCUUUGGAGUUUGAAGCACAUCUACCACUCAGCGAUAGGCUCAAGGUCUUCAAAAAAUCUCAGUUCGAACCAGAUAACUUUGUCACUGCCAAAUGCCACGCCAUGACUGAGAAGGAAGUAAAGAACCUUUGCUCUUAUCUUGUUGAACUAAAGAAGGCAUCUGCCGAGGAAAUGCGUAAAAGUGUGUAUGCUAACUAUUCGGCCUUUAUCCGUACGUCUAAGGAGAUCACUGAUCUUGAGGGACAACUUCUUUCUAUGAGAAAUCUUCUAUCUACUCAGGCAGCUUUGGUUCAUGGUUUAUCUGAUGGAGUUUUAGUUAAUUCAACAUCUACUGCUCAUGAUGAUUAUGACGAUGAGGACACAUAUGAUGAAAACAGGCACCUUUCUGAGACAGAAAAAUGGUUUGCAGAAUUUGUGGACACCCUCGAAGUCCUAUUGGCCGAAAGAAGAGUAAAUGAAGCUAUGGCUGCCUUAGAUGAAGGAGAGCUUAUAGUGGAAAAUGCUAGAGAUAAGCGGAGUAUUACCCGAGCUGCAUUCUUGUCAUUCCGGACUACCAUCAAUGAACAGAGACAAAGAUUAGUAGAUCAAAUUGCAGAGACUAUGUUGCAGCCUUCAACUCGCGCUGAUGAGCUUCGAUCAUCUGUUAUAGCUCUCAAAAAGCUUGGGGAUGGUCCCCGUGCGCAUACGUUGAUGCUUAGCUCUCACUGUCAGAAGUUGCAGUCGAAUGUGAAAAGCCUUAACACCACAACCACUUCAUAUGGAGGAGCAUACAUCACUACAUUAUCGCAACUGGUGUUUCGCUUCAUUGCACAAGCAGCAAGUGACUCAUUGGCGGCCUUCAGUGAGGACCCUGCUUAUACAUCUGAGCUUGUGACAUGGGCAGUCAAACAAACAGAGGCUUAUGCUCUUCUCUUAAAAAGGCAUGUUCUAGCAUCAGCAGCAGCUGCUGGGAGUCUAAGAGUUGCAGCCGAGUGUAUUCACAUAUGCUUAGGUCACUGUUCUUUGCUAGAAUCUCGCGGAUUGUGCCUCUCUCCUGUUCUGUUGAGACUCUUUAAGCCAUUUCUUGAACAGGCAUUGAGUUGCAACUUAAGGAGAAUUGAACAAAGUUGCAGUGCAUUAGCUGUUGCGGAUGAUUGGUUUCUUCUACAUCCAACAAUAGGUGCACGCCCUUCGGGUUCUACUUCCUCUCUUACAAGUUUAAGUUCAUACCAGCCAAAACUCUCAAGCAGUGCUCACAGAUUCAAUUCAAUGGUUCAGGAACUUCUGGAGGAUGUGGCGCCCCUGGAGACUCUACAUUUGGAUGGUCCAGCAUUAGAAGGCGUUCUACAAGUGUUCAACUCCUAUGUCAAUUUGUUGAUCCAUGCACUACCUGGUGCCGUGGAGAGCGAAGAAGAAGUUCAUAUAAUCGUCAGCAUGGCAGAGACAGAAGCACAACAAAUGGCUUUGUUAGCUAAUGCAUCAUUGUUAGCAGACGAGUUGCUCCCGCGCGCUGCUAUGAAGCUAUUGCCUUUGCAGCAGGGUCAAACUAACAGGACGAUGGCAGAUAUGACCCCUAGGAGAGGUUCAGACAAACAAAGCCGCAUUCCAGACCCAGGCAGAGAAUGGAAAAGGCGGCUUCAGCGCUCCGUUGAACAGCUGAGAGAUAGUUUCUGUAGACUUCAUGCCCUUGAUCUCAUCUUCACAGAAGAUGGGGAUACACGUCUCAAUGCCCAAAUGUACACAUGUAUGGAUGGAAGUAUAGAACCUGAAUGGUUCCCAUCUCCAAUUCUUCAGGAACUCUUUGCCAAGCUGACAAGGAUGGCAAACAUUGCCACUGAUAUGUUUGUGGGAAGGGAAAGGUUUGCAACUAUAUUAUUAAUGAGGCUCACAGAGACGGUGAUCCUUUGGCUCUCUGAUGAUCAAAAUUUCUGGGCAGAAAUAGAAGAGGGCCCUAGGCGAUUAGGCCCUCUUGGACUUCAACAGUUCUAUUUAGACAUGCAGUUUGUGCUGCUAUUUGCAUCACAAGGCAGAUACCUAUCACGACAUCUGCAUCAAGUUAUUAAAAACAUCAUUGCUCGAGCUAUAGAAGCAGUUCAUGCUACUGGGAUAGAUCCUUACAGUGUAUUACCAGAAGAUGACUGGUUUGCUGAAGUUGCUCAAAUUGCAAUUAAAAUGUUGAUUGGGAAAGCCAACUUCACCAAUGUAGAAGACGAUGGUGUCAGCCCCACUUAUUCAAUGUCCGGAAAAUCUCCAUAUGGGAGUGAGACCAAUCUUGCCCAUCAGUAUAGAGAGCACUAG